Messenger RNA from Sorex araneus (European shrew), 972 nucleotides. Its product is annotated as olfactory receptor 4F15-like. The transcript has a single exon. Gene Ontology annotation, molecular function: olfactory receptor activity; G protein-coupled receptor activity. Bases 1 to 972 code for a protein of 323 amino acids. Gene Ontology annotation, biological process: G protein-coupled receptor signaling pathway. Gene Ontology annotation, cellular component: membrane. The record is from RefSeq and is a predicted model, not a curated record. NCBI's taxonomy places the organism in Eukaryota, Metazoa, Chordata, Mammalia, Eulipotyphla, Soricidae.
AUGGAUGGAGGAAAUCGUUCAGUGGUGUCUGAAUUUUUGUUGCUGGGACUCACUAGUUCUCGGGAGUUUCAGAUUCUUCUUUUUCUGUUUUUCACAUUAUUUUAUAUAGCAAGUAUGCUAGGCAACCUUUUCACUGUGCUCACCAUCGUUGUAGACCAUCACUUACAUUCACCCAUGUACUUUCUGCUGGCUAAUCUCUCCUUCAUCGACACGGGGGUUUCCAGCAUUGCAACCCCGAAGAUGAUUUAUGAUCUUUUCAGAAAACAUAAAGUCAUCUCCUUGAAAGGGUGCAUUACGCAGAUGUUCUUUAUUCACACGGUUGGGGGCACAGAGAUGGUACUGCUCAUAGUCAUGGCCUAUGACCGAUACAUUGCUAUCUGUAAGCCCCUCCACUACCUAACCAUUAUGAGCCUAAGAAUGUGCAUUUUCCUUUCGGUUGCGGCUUGGACCAUUGGGCUCAUCCACUCUGUGGCUCAACUGGCAUUUGUGGUAAACUUACCUUUCUGUGGUCCCAACAAAAUGGACAGCUUUUAUUGUGAUUUCCCUCGUUUCAUCAAACUUGCAUGUAUGGAUACAUACAAGCUGGAGUUUCUGGUCACUGCCAACAGCGGUUUCAUUUCUAUGGGCACCUUCUUCAUCCUGAUUAUAUCUUACAUCUUUAUUUUGAUCACAGUUCGCAAACACUCUUCAGGUGGCUCAUCCAAGGCUCUUUCCACCCUCUCAGCUCACAUUACCGUGGUGGUCUUUUUUUUUGGUCCUUGCAUUGUCAUCUAUGUAUGGCCAUUCCCAACCUUACCCAUUGAUAAAUUUUUAGCUAUCUUUGAUGCCCUUAUCACUCCCUUUAUGAAUCCCAUUAUAUAUACCUUUAGAAAUAAAGAGAUGAAGGUGGCUAUGAGGAGACUGUUGAGUAAGGUUCUAAGUUUCAGAAAGGAUUCUUUCAUGCACAAUCUAAGAAACUCAAAUUCAUCUUGA